GCAAAGUCUCCUCCCCCAAAAUUCUCCAACAAAUUUUGAUAUCUUUAAUUUAUACUUACUAAAAAAAAUGGAUGAAAGAAGCAGCAAAUCAGAAGGAAAAGAAAUGGAUGACGAAUUCACUGAAAUAACUCUGCGGCCAAUUGAACUGACAGAUGUGGAUGAUUUCAUGGAAUGGGCAACAGAUGAAAAAGUCAGUCAAUUUUGCACUUGGGAUACUUACACUUGUAAAGAUGAAGCUCUAGAUUACAUCAACAACAAUGCAAUUCUCCAUCCAUGGUUGCGAGUUAUUUGCACUAAAAACAGAGCAAUUGGGGCAAUUUCUGUGACACCAAAUUCUGGGUAUUUGGAUAGUUGUAGAGCAGAGCUUGGUUAUGUAUUGGCUUACAAGUAUUGGGGUAAAGGGAUUGUCACAAAGGCAGUAAAAAUUGUUGUAUCAAAUAUAUUUGAAGAAUGGCCAGAUCUUGAGAGGAUUGAGGCUUUUGUGGAUGUAGACAAUAAAGGAUCACAAAGGGUGUUGGAAAAAGCUGGAUUCUUGAAAGAAGGUGUUCUAAGAAAGUUCAGAACUAUAAAGGGGAGAUCAAGAGAUAUGUUCAUAUUUAGCAAUUUAUCUGCAGAUACCUUAUGAGUGUUCUGUUUCGAUCAUAUUACGUAUUGUUUCAUAAUGUAUCUAUUAAAAAAAUUAUAUUGUAUUGUAAUUAAAAGUAAAUAUGUCUUCAAAUUCGUAUCAAAAUCUUCACUUUUAAAUAAUAAAGAUGUGUAUUAACUUA
This is a messenger RNA of Solanum pennellii, 767 nucleotides long. RefSeq lists its product as uncharacterized. Lineage: Eukaryota; Viridiplantae; Streptophyta; Magnoliopsida; Solanales; Solanaceae. Bases 68 to 625 code for a protein of 185 amino acids. The transcript has a single exon. Gene Ontology annotation, molecular function: acyltransferase activity, transferring groups other than amino-acyl groups. The record is from RefSeq and is a predicted model, not a curated record.